GUCCUCGACCGCCGCAGGAGAGAGGCUCCAGGCUGCUCCGGGGGUCUCGUCGCCCCGGGUGCUGCGCAUCAGACCGGUGUCUACAGGCGGUGGUCCUUUCCCACUCGAGACCGGCGUCCCUGGGGGUCUUCAGCGGCGACCCCAGCCAGACGGAGUGAGGAGGGCCGGCGGCGCGGGCUGGUCUCUCCACAGAUCGUGGUUCCUCAUAAAUAAGCCUGCUCACACGAGAUAAGAAAAGAGUUCUCGGAACCAGGAAUUCGUUCUCAGUGUAGAAGACCUCACUCCGGAGCUCUGUUACAGAAUCAGAAGAGUCACACAAUAGAACAGAUCUCAGACUUGCUAAUCAUUUUGCACAGGCAACAGAAAAUGACCACGUUACAGGAGUUACUCUCAUUUGAAGACUUAUCUGUGGACUUCACCCAAAAGGAAUGGCAGCUACUGAAUCCCUAUCAGAAGAAUUUAUACAAGGAUGUCAUGUUGGAGAACUAUAGCAGCCUAGUGUCACUGGGGUACGAAGUUAUAAAACCAGAUGUCAUCUUCAAGUUGGAGCAGGGAGAAGAGCCAUGGAUAAGAGAUGCAGAAAUGCCAAGUUCACCCUCUCUAGAAGUCUGGCAAGUAGAUGAUGACAUGAUAUGGCCCCAGGAUAACCAAGAUAAGCUUAAAAAUAUGGGAAGAGAACACGAAUAUGGUGCAUUUGGAAAAAAUUUCAGUCUGAGCAUGAACUCUGUUUCUUUAAGUAAAUCAAAUGAUGAAGGUGACUUAGAUGGAUUGAUUUUAAAGCAUCAUUUAGAUUUGCUUCUCCCAAAAGCAGAUUAUGGAAAAACAGAAUCAGAUGACUUUAAUAUAUUUGAUAAGUUGUUUCUGCAUUCCAAGCCUGAGGAUGCUGAUUCUUGGUUAAAGUUCUAUGAAUGUGAUAAAUAUAAAGAUACCUAUAAAAAGUCACAAAUUAUCAUAUAUCACAAAACUCGUUUAGGGGAGAAACUCUAUGAAUGCUGUGAAUGUAGGAAACGCUUCACUAAGAAAUCAAGUCUCAUUAAACAUCAGAGCAGACAUAUAAGAGAAAUAGCCUAUGGCUGUGGUAAUUGUGGCAAAACCUUUCCCCAAAAGUCUCAAUUUGUUACACAUCACAGAACUCAUACAGGUGAGAAACCUUAUAAUUGUAGCCAGUGUGGGAAAGCCUUCUCCCAAAAAUCACAGCUCACAUCCCAUCAGAGGACACAUACAGGAGAGAAACCAUAUGAAUGUGGUGAGUGUGGGAAAGCCUUCUCCCGGAAGUCACACCUGAUAUCACAUUGGAGGACACACACAGGAGAAAAACCCUAUGGAUGCACUCAGUGUGGGAGGGCCUUUAGUGAAAAGUCGAAUCUGAUUAAUCAUCAGAGAAUUCAUACAGGAGAGAAGCCUUUUGAAUGCAGGGAUUGUGGAAAAGCCUUCAGCAGGAAGUCACAACUCGUUACACAUCAUAGGACUCAUACAGGAACAAAACCCUAUGGAUGUAGUGAUUGUAGAAAAGCCUUCUUUGAGAAGUCAGAACUCAUUAGACAUCAGACAAUUCAUACUGGAGAGAAGCCCUAUGAAUGCAGCGAAUGUGGGAAAGCGUUUAGAGAGAGGUCAAGUCUCAUUAAUCAUCAGAGAACCCAUACAGGAGAGAAACCUCAUGGAUGCAUUCAGUGUGGGAAAGCCUUCUCUCAGAAGUCACAUCUCAUAUCCCAUCAGAUGACACACACCGGAGAGAAGCCCUUUGUAUGCAGUAAAUGUGGAAAAGCCUUCAGUAGGAAAUCUCAGCUUGUCAGACAUCAGAGAACUCAUACGGGAGAAAAACCCUAUGAGUGCAGUGAAUGUGGGAAAGCUUUCAGUGAGAAACUAAGUCUCACUAAUCAUCAGAGAAUUCACACAGGAGAAAAGCCCUAUGUAUGCAGUGAAUGUGGGAAAGCAUUUUGUCAGAAGUCACAUCUCAUUUCCCAUCAGAGGACACAUACCGGAGAGAAACCCUAUGAAUGCACCGAAUGUGGGAAAGCCUUUGGUGAGAAGUCAAGUCUGGCAACUCAUCAGAGAACUCACACAGGAGAAAAGCCUUAUGAAUGCCGGGACUGUGAGAAAGCCUUCUCCCAGAAAUCACAGCUAAAUACCCAUCAGAGAAUUCACACAGGAGAGAAACCCUAUGAAUGCAGUCUUUGUCGGAAAGCUUUCUUUGAGAAGUCAGAGCUAAUUAGACAUCAAAGAACUCAUACAGGAGAGAAACCUUAUGAAUGCAAUGAAUGUAGAAAAGCCUUCAGAGAGAAGUCAAGUCUCAUUAAUCAUCACAGGAUACAUACAGGAGAGAAACCUUUUGAAUGCAACGAAUGUGGCAAAGCCUUCUCUCGAAAGUCACACCUUAUACCACAUCAGAGGACACAUACCGGUGAGAAACCUUAUGGGUGCAAUGAAUGUAGGAAGGCUUUCUCUCAAAAGUCACAGCUUGUUAAUCACCAGAGAAUUCAUACAGGAGAGAAGCCUUAUCAGUGCGGUGAAUGUGGGAAAGCUUUUUCACAGAAGUCACAGCUCAUUAACCACCAGAGGACGCAUACAGUAAAGAAAGCCUAGGAAUGCAAUUAAUAAGUCUUUGAUAGAGACCAUACCUCAUUGUACUUCAGAAAAUGCAGUUACGGUAGAUUUUCCAAGUAAUCACAUCUUGUUUUAUAUCAGAAUACUAUGUCAGAGUACUCCUUUAGUGUAGAAAUUCUAUAAAUGUUAUGUAGGGAAAGCUUGCAGCAGGUAAGCAUGCUUAUAUAUCAAUUUAUGAACGUAUGUAUGCAGUGGAUUUCCAAAAACCUUUCAAACCAUAGUAAAGCCUUAUACAGCAGAAAGUUCACAAUAAAGAGGAAUAGUGCAAGUAACAAAGCCUUCAAGAAGGCAAAUCUCUUAAGCUAUUAGACAUACUUUCAUUGGAGUGAGGGAAAGCUCGAAUACAGCAAAUGAGGCAAUAUUGUUUAUCAAGAAAUGACGAUUAUUCAUACGAGAAUGUCAGGAAUGAAAUUCUCUUAAAUACUAAAUAUGGAACAAUCUGUCACCCAACUAUGUUGUAUUUUUCAUAAUUUAUAUUAUGGAUAAACCC
Messenger RNA from Carlito syrichta (Philippine tarsier), 3094 nucleotides. It is a transcript of the gene ZNF84, whose product is annotated as zinc finger protein 84. The record is from RefSeq and is a predicted model, not a curated record. NCBI's taxonomy places the organism in Eukaryota, Metazoa, Chordata, Mammalia, Primates, Tarsiidae. The coding region runs from base 367 to 2583 and encodes 738 amino acids. Gene Ontology annotation, molecular function: DNA-binding transcription factor activity; RNA polymerase II cis-regulatory region sequence-specific DNA binding. Gene Ontology annotation, biological process: regulation of transcription by RNA polymerase II. The transcript is spliced from 6 exons.